CCUCUUCCCCCAACUGAUGUGACUGUCUGUGCUUCAUCUCUGCAGGUCUACCUUUACCUUCUCAAACCUCCUGUCCCACAUACUCUUGGUCUUUUCCGUUGUAUUUAUACCUUCAAUUCGCCCUUGUUUAAAUAUUCAAAUCAAAAGCUGUUCCUUCAACAGUCUAUACGCACGCAAAAUGUACACUUCUUCGACCAUGUCUUCACCAUCACGACGUGCACCUUUGAGAAGGACCAGCUCUCCAGACGCCCUAUUCCUAGCACCACCACACUCUCACGACCCCAGUCAUGUUUCCCAUGUGGCUGCUUUGCCCUCCUCUAUGCUCUUACAACUCCCAGAGGCUGUGCAGGAACAACUGUGGACCUUGCAGGAAUCGACCUCCAUUGUAUACGCUUCUUACAUCAGACUACAAGAGCUACUAGACGAGCGCUUCGACCGCCUCGUGGAGUUGCCCUUUGGAAGGAAAACAGGCACCGUCAGCUACUCUGAAGGUGCAUUUUUCAACUAUGUCAACCAUCUUGCUGCAGAACGUCGAUAUUUGCUCGAGGAUGCUCACCCUGACUGGAAGCACAAAGCAUCGCGAGCGGGGUUACAGCAAUACGGAGAUCUUUUGCUGACAUUCCGCGGCAAAGAGAUGACGGUAGCCGAAUGGUUUUCUCAGCUUCAAACGGCCGAGGCGUUCUGGACCCAUGCAGCCAAGGAAACGGAGCUUCCCGACUUUGAGUCAACCAUUCUCGAAUAUCAAUCUCAGACCACAACUCCCAGCAGCGAAUGCUCAGAUGAGGCCGAGGAUUUAAGCGGGGCAGCGGUUCCAGCCGGAAGAGAAGUCGUCGACUCGGAACGGCUUGGACUUGGGAUCUCCAAAGCAUUGGGGGAGAUAUGAUAUAGGAUCACUGGUGGUCUGACGUAUCAAAACCCAAGACGAGGCUUCACAUGUUCGACUUUUGUGACACAACGACUUUAUCGUUGUGCCCAGGAACGUACUCCAUGAUAGUGCGAAGCACCCAAUAACGCGACACAUGACGGAUAUGCUUGGGCAGGGGUUUUAAUGAAUCUAAUGAUAUUUCAUCCAUCCAGAUAACGAGCUGCAUAAGGUUAUCGAUCAACAGGAGCGCGCAGAGACGAUCAUGCAGCACGCAGAUUUUACUUUUUUCUUAACAGGAGGAGAUACAUCUCCUUUGGUGUUGAAGCGUUGGAGCGUGGUCAUGCUGUACUACACGUGGAUUACAUUGUUGGUAGCUUUUUUGGGGCAGGGGCCGGAUUCAGUAUGUCGUGUAACAGAAGAUUCCAGACCUCAGUGUACGCGUACAUCGUGUGUACUCGCACAUGGAUGAAUUUGAGCGAUUUUGUUUUUGGCAGUUACGAUACGAACUGUGAUGGGGCCAACGCUUAAGCAGGGAAAUGAUCGGAUGAUGGUGAGUACCGCGUGUACACAGUACUACGGAGAACGGAGUAUGUACAUCCUGGUGAUCCCGACUCCCUUGGAGACUUCGUAAUAUUCAGGAACAAAGCGUGCAAAGCCUGACCACCUUGGCUGCAUACGAAUAUCAUGCUCUGCUCGAACCCUUAGCGUCGAAAUAAGCUGAGCUUAUACCAACAAUUUCUGCUCU
Exophiala xenobiotica is the source of this 1610-nucleotide messenger RNA. RefSeq lists its product as uncharacterized. The transcript is spliced from 2 exons. The record is from RefSeq and is a predicted model, not a curated record. The coding region runs from base 179 to 883 and encodes 234 amino acids. Lineage: Eukaryota; Fungi; Ascomycota; Eurotiomycetes; Chaetothyriales; Herpotrichiellaceae.